UUUCAGUCUGUUCCCUCCACUGUAAUAACUGAACCUCUCCCUCUACGUAAUCCUACGUUAAUUUCGGCAGUAGAAAGUUUUUGGGCGAAACGUAGCCCUGUCUGUGUGGAAUGGAUGUAUGUUAAUCGGCCUUUGGAAGAAAAUAACUUGACAUUUUGGCUUGAUAAAUGGAUUUUAACAAAGCUUUGUGGCGCUGUAGAAUUGUAUAGCCCAUUGAAGUGCAGAAGCGUUUGUUCCAACUUUCGUUUUUAACUUGUGGCGUUCUGAUUUUUCUCGGACCAAAAGAGACAUUGGGGGAGAACCGUAUUUACCGGUGACAGUUUUCAAGGGAAAGGGAAAACAAGCGGAUUUUAUGCUAAAGAAAAGCAGAAACUCCCCAGGAGAAAUGAGAGUGUAAUUUUGACCUUUGUGUAUGUCGAGCAAUACUUUUUAAGGCAUUUGUUAACCUCGUUACACAUAAGUGUAAGAAGAACAUUGGAAAGUGUACUGGUUUUGUAAAAGGUCGUAGUUUCUGAUAAUUCACCAAAAACUUUGAAAAACAUUAUGGCGAAGAAGUACGACUUCCUUUUCAAAUUAUUACUCAUCGGAGAUAGUGGAGUGGGGAAAACAUGUCUGAUUAUUAGAUUUGCUGAGGACAACUUCAACUCAACCUACAUAUCAACUAUCGGCAUCGACUUUAAAGUAAAGACGAUAGACGUGGAGGGAAAGAAAGUCAAACUGCAAGUCUGGGACACAGCAGGGCAAGAGAGGUUUAAGACCAUCACUACAGCCUACUACAGAGGAGCUAUGGGCAUCAUCCUGGUGUAUGACAUCACAGACGAGAAGUCCUACGAGAACAUUCAGAACUGGAUGAAGAGCAUCAAGGAGAAUGCAUCAGCGGGGGUCAGCCGGAUGUUGCUAGCUAACAAGUGUGACAUUGAGGCCAAGAGGAAGGUAUCCAAGGAAACGGGGGAAAAGCUGGCAAAGGAUCAUGGGAUCAGAUUCUUUGAGACCAGUGCAAAGGCCAGCAUCAAUGUUGAUGAGUCUUUUAUGGCUUUGGCUCGAGAUAUUCUACUGAAGUCCAGCAAGAAGCCGGGCCCCACAGGUCGCGAGGUCAAAAUCACCAACGCUGAGAAGAAAUCCUCCAAAUGUCUCCUACUGUAGAGGCAGAGCUGGCCUGUCCUGGCUGACUCUUCGUUGCCCGAGGGAACAAUCACAUAUAGGAACAAUAUUAUUGCAAAGGAAAGGGUUUCAAAGGCGCAAUCCACAAGUUCUCUGUCCCCUGUGGCAACAAGAUCAAUUUCAAACACUAUUGACUUGAAAAAAUAUAAAUGUUUUCAUUUACUUCCCCCUCCCCUUUAAAAAGUGCUUACUACACUUUUUUUUUUGACCAGAAAGCAAACUUCUGGAUUGCACUUUUAAUGACCAUGUAACUAUGUUGAGGUGGUCCAAGGGCAUUUUACAGAGGAAUAUCCAGUGGUUUGUUUAAACAAUAGGAUGAACACCACUUUGAUUUCACCCAAAACAUGUUUUGUAUCAACUGUCUUCAAUCUCCUGUAAUUGCUUGGUUGUCUUGGUGACUGACUGAUUGACAUGGUAUGUUUACACUCCACCAGAGCCAUACAGAGUUAAGGAAAAUAUCUUCCAUGUUGGCUCCACAUGUUCCAUGAGACAACAUUCCAAAAUUAAUUCCUUCUACAAUGAUCUGUUGAACUAGAUUUUUUGGAACCAACAUGGUGGUCGAUCAAAUUCUAAAUCCCAAACUGAGUUUGCUGAACUCUGUAAUCCCAUGGCUCUGGACUUCACACUGUAGAGUAGGGGUGCACAGCUCCUUAAUGGAACAAGAGUCUGCUGUGUUAUUAUUUUUCCUUGAUUAACCAGGAACAUUAACAAGUGACCUUUCAGUCAAACUGCCAAUCACAUUCUUGCUUUUUGAUUGAACAGUUGAUGUACCAGUAGAUUGUCUCGAGAGUGUAAUCACUGGGCUCCUCGGAUGGAAAUGAGUUCCUGAUGGAGAGACGAGGUCAAAAAGCAGCAGGUAGUACUGUAACAUUAAAGGUAACUACUACCAUAAUGGGGACCCUAGAGGACCUGAGUUGUGCACCGCUGCGAUAGAAUCACUUUUCAGUGUCAUAGCCAAAGAAUGUAAAUUAGGACAAUACACAGACAUUCCCUUCCAUUCGUUUUAUUUCUAUGUUCAUAGCAGCUCAUAGUGUUUAGGAGGAGCACAGGGGGCAUUCUAGAGCGUGACGGGAGUUUAGAUCUAUAUGCUGUAACUAUGGUGAUGGUACCUUAUGCUCUUAAAGGGAUAGUUCACCCUGAAUUGUAAUUUUGCCUGUGUUUUCCACCCUACGUAAAGAUGGGUGAUCUGGGUUGUGCUUGUUGUAAACUAUUCUUCUACUACAUAAAGUGUGGUACAUGGAUGGACUGAGGAUGUGGAAGAGGGAGACAGGGAAGUGCAAUAUGAGAGGAGUGAUGAGAGAAUGAGAUGGAUAGAUGAAGCAAGGGAACAAAAACAGAUGAGUAAAGCAAGUGUCAUAGAGACAGGGAUGGAAUGAUGCUGAUGAGAGUUGGACAUGGAGGGAUGAGAUGUUCUCUUUUGCUGAUAGACAUACUGACCCUUUCUGAUCUGAUACACAUACUGACCCUUUCUGAUCUGAUACACAUACUGACCCUUUCUGAUCUGAUACACAUACUGACCCUUUCUGAUCUGAUACACAUACUGACCCUUUCUGAUCUGAUACACAAACUGACCCUUUCUGAUCUGAUCCACAAACUGACCCUUUCUGAUCUGAUACACAUACUGACCCUUUCUGAUCUGAUACACAUACUGACCCUUUCUGAUCUGAUACACAUACUGACCCUUUCUGAUCUGAUACACAUACUGACCCUUUCUGAUCUGAUACACAUACUGACCCUUUCUGAUCUGAUACACAUACUGACCCUUUCUGAUCUGAUACACAUACUGACCCUUUCUGAUCUGAUACACAUACUGACCCUUUCUGAUCUGAUACACAUACUGACCCUUUCUGAUCUGAUACACAUACUGACCCUUUCUGAUCUGAUACACAUACUGACCCUUUCUGAUCUGAUACACAUACUGACCCUUUCUGAUCUGAUACACAUACUGACCCUUUCUGAUCUGAUACACAUACUGACCCUUUCUGAUCUGAUACACAUACUGACCCUUUGUCUCAUGCACCUGUUCAACAGCUUUGUUAAAAAAGAAACACCCUUCCUUCCUCUUUCAGACAGACCAGGGCCCUGGUCCAAUGCACCCCUGGAGGUAAUCACUGAUGUACUACUGGAUAGAUUUGCAAAUAUAUCUCUCCAUAUAUCAUUUACUGUACUGUGAUUGGACAAGACUUCCACCUCGAUACUCUCACCAAUCCAAACGUGCCAGAUCAGUGAUUACUCUGAAGGAAGGAAUGAUGUCUCUUCCCAUGCCAGACACUACAUAAUCAUUACUGUGCCAGCAAGCUUCUCUGUCUAUGGGUUCAUUUCAAUUCUCUAAAGUGGCUUCCACUGGGAAGAAGACAAGGGGAAGAAGCUACUCCAGACUAUUGAGAUGAUGCACCCUGUGUGUUUUUACUCUGAUAUCUCACUGUCCCCUCCCUCACCUUUCCUCUUUUCCUUCACACACAUGUUCACCCACCAUUCCUUAUCUGAUCAAUUAUCUUAUGACCAAUGUAUACCAGUUUACAUACGCUCUGCUUAGCCUAUUCAAUAAAAGACUGUCAAAAAGAA
Molecule: messenger RNA, 3726 nt
Organism: Oncorhynchus kisutch (coho salmon)
Lineage: Eukaryota; Metazoa; Chordata; Actinopteri; Salmoniformes; Salmonidae
Product: ras-related protein Rab-13
Exons: 7
Coding region: 544-1143 (199 amino acids)
Molecular function (GO): GTP binding; GTPase activity
Source: RefSeq, a predicted model, not a curated record